AUGGAAUCUCUGCGACUGUCAAAAGCCCGAUGGCGCACAUACUGGCUGGCCGCUGUACUCUGUUGCGGCGGAGCUUUAUUCGGAUACGACUCGGGCGUCAUUGGUGGGGUCCUGACCUUCGCUUCGUUCCAGAAGUCCUUCGGCAUCACCUCCGAGCAAGAAACCCGCGUUAGCGCCAUCGCCGUGGGUAUCCAGCAAGCCGGCGCAUUGGCGGGGUGUUUCCUGAUAUGGCCCGUGACAAACCGGUGGGGACGGAGGAUAGCAAUGAUGGCCUGCUCAGUCGUCUUCUGUCUUGGCGUCGUGCUGGAAGUCAUCGACACACACUCGCUGCCGGUCUUCUACGUCGGGCGGGUCAUCUGUGGUCUUGGCGUUGGUGGUUCGGCAACCGUUAUCCCGAUCUAUAUGUCUGAGAUGAGCCCCAAGGAAAUUCGAGGCCAGCUCGGCUCCUGCUAUCAGCUCACUUAUACGAUCGGUAUUCUGGCCUCUUACUGGAUUGAUUAUGGCGUCAAGGCUAUGCCAGCUACCUCCAGGCAGUGGCAGCUACCAAUCGGUCUACAACUUGUCCCGGGAUUCCUGAUGGGAGUAGGAAUGCUCUCGCUCGACGAGAGCGUGCGCUGGCUACUGGCGCACGGGAAAACAGACGAUGCAUGGCGCAGUCUUGUCUGGAUCCGGGCGGGAGACAGCGAAGCCGUGAAUGAGGAGUUCAACGAGAUGUGCCGCGGUCUUGAAGAGGAGCGACACGCCACGGCUGGUUUCCGUUUGCGCGAGCUCCUAGAGGGCCCGAACAUGCAUCGCUUACUGAUAGGUGCAGGGAUCUUUCUCGCACAGCAGUCGACUGGUUCGACGGCGUUGGCGUAUUUCGGUCCGCAGUUCUUCUCGUUGCUCGUUGGGCCCGGCGAUAAAAAUCUUCUAUUGACUGGUAUAUUCGGCGCUAUCAAAGUUGCCGCUUGUCUGAUAUUCGUGCUUUUCAUGUCCGAUCGCUUCGGACGGCGUCCCGUGCUGGCAAUGGGGGCGUCGUUCAUGGCAGUGUGUAUGCUUGCUACGGCAGGUGUGGUCAAGAAUUACCCGCCGCAAGAUGGGGUGAUUUCUUCCGCGGGUAUCGCCACCUUGGCUCUGAUAUACCUCGAUAUAAUCGCGUAUAACUUCAGCUGGGGUCCUCUGCCCUGGCCGUGUACAAGCGAGAUCUUCCCCACGCGUAUCCGCGAGCCGGGUGUGGCGUUCGGCGUGGGUUCGCAGUGGCUCUUUAAUUUUGUGUGGAGCUUCUCCACGCCAUACAUCAUGGAAGGGAUUGGGUGGGGCACUUUCUUACUUUUUGGUGUUCUGGAUAUUUUCAUCGUUGCAUUUACGUUCUUCUGUCUUAAGGAGACAGCGGGCAAGACAUUGGAGGAGAUAAAUGAAAUGUUCGAUGGGGUGGACCCCGAUGCGGAACAUGGUUGGAAAGGCGAUGUCUUCGACGAAACGAGCGGCUCGGAUGGCCGUGAGAACUUGAACAGCCCAGAGCAGUUCCUGGAUCGCAACGAUUCCGUGAUCACGGCCAAAUCGGACCAGUCCAAGCAUGGGCAUACACAUGUUGAGUCGACCGCUAGGCGGGAUUGA
Molecule: messenger RNA, 1596 nt
Organism: Penicillium manginii
Lineage: Eukaryota; Fungi; Ascomycota; Eurotiomycetes; Eurotiales; Aspergillaceae
Product: sugar porter family MFS transporter
Exons: 2
Coding region: 1-1596 (531 amino acids)
Biological process (GO): transmembrane transport; carbohydrate transport
Cellular component (GO): membrane
Molecular function (GO): carbohydrate:proton symporter activity
Source: RefSeq, a predicted model, not a curated record